GUCGAUGGUUUUCCCCUUCCCUCUUUUGUGCUUUUCUUGCUCUACUGUUUUAUGCAAACCUUUUCUGUACCCUUUUUCAUCAGGCGAACCCCUUCUUUGAACAAUCUCAAAUAAAAACAAAAAUGGGUAAGUGGAAUUUUCGAAGGAGAUGGACUCCGAAGAAUUAUUAUCGCGAUCAAAGAAUACCAUCGCCCCCUACAUAUUACGAUACCGAGUUUAAAUUUCGUGGAGCUUGGAAGAAUGAGGAGCUACCAUGGGAAAAAAGAUUCUGCCUUUCAGUAGGAAUCCCAUGGGAAAAGAUUGUGAAUGCUAAAAACUACAUGAACUGCUAUGACAAUGUGAUAAACUGGAAUGAUUCAGCUGGUGAAGCAUCAUUUUCUGAAGCCAAGAACCGAUUUUGGGCAAAAAUUAACGAAAUCCCAAUUGACAAAUCUCAACCUAAUCCUGAUCCAGACAUGUAUAACCAUGACAUUGAUUGGAAUCCUGAGAUUGAUCUUGAAUUAAUCAAGGAUUUGGAUCGAGCAUAUUUCAACCCUGAUGAGCCACAAAAAGUUGAAACUCUUGAUGGGAUUAGGAGCAACAAUGACGUUUUCGUCCCUGGAUGUAUUAUAGGAUUGAAUGAAUUGAAUAAAGAUCCUUGGGAGAGAGGAGUUACUCAAGAAGAUAGAGAAAUAAAGGAUUAUGGAUGGGGUGGUGGUGGUGUGAGUGGCUCAUGGCACAAUGACAUGAUGACAUGUGGAAAUGGAGCAAAUAAGUCAUGGAAAAGGGUAGAUGAUAAUUCUAAAAACUCUUGGGGAAAUAAUAGAAAUACUCAAAGACAUGAACACAAUGCAUAUGUUGGCACUUCACAAGGAACACAAAGGGGAUAUAACAGGGGUAAUUUUGGUAGAGGGCAAUAUAAUGGAAGUGGUUGGGAUUCUAAAGUUGGUUCCCUAAAAAGGGAAGGUUCUCAACAGUAUACAUCAACUUACAAAAGUGCUAGACUUCAAUAUGAUGAUUAUAGGGCUAGAGGUAAUCAGUAUCGAAGGUGA
Messenger RNA from Lactuca saligna, 1031 nucleotides. The record is from the annotation of a GenBank genome assembly. Lineage: Eukaryota; Viridiplantae; Streptophyta; Magnoliopsida; Asterales; Asteraceae.